UGACAACACAGCAAAAACUUAAAUUAAAUUCCAGAAAACGUCUUCAAGUCUUCUUUAAUAAGGUAUAAAUUUCAAGAGGAUCUACCAUUUUUUGUCGGUCAAUGACUCUAAAUAUUUUAUUAAAAUAAAGAGCUGCAUCAGUUGAAUCUUCAUCAGUAACAUAUAUAUUUCUAUUGAUGAUAAUUAAAAAUUCUAAGUGAAAAAAUCAAAUUCAAAUAGGAAGCUGAGACAUUUCUUCUAAAAAAGAUACAUCAUGUUCGUCUUUCCAAUUUUUCUAUUACAGUCUCUGGUAGUUGGAACUGAAGUAAUAAAUUCUAACAUUUUAGACAUCGAAAAUGGGAUGUUGAAUAGAAUAAUUUCUGAGGAUCCUUUAAUAGAAACUCUAGACUUAUCUGGUAUGCAAAUCAGGUCAAUUCGAAGAGAAGCCUUCAAUAAUUUGAAAACACUUAAGACCUUGAACCUGAGAAAUAAUUCCCUCAAGGCUCUGCCAGAAUUCAUCUUCUCUAACCUCAAUAAUCUCGAAUAUUUAUCACUUUCGGAAAACGAAAUCAUAUCUUUAGAUAAAGUUUUUGUUGGAUUAGAUAAUUUGAAGGCUUUAAAUAUAUCCUACCUUCCAAAAUCGUCUAUAAACCCUGGCGAAUUUUUGGGUUUGCCUACAAAUGUCACAAUUUAUAUACGUGGAAACAAAUUAAAUUCUAUUAAUCUAUUGCUAUUUGAAAACGCCUCGUUGCUUGAAGAAAAUAAAAUAGAGGCAUCAGGAUCUAAAACAAAUUAUACAAAUAUAUUCAAUCAUACUGUUACUCGAGACUCAUACAAUUUGACUGAGGUUUGCAUCGACAAUGGCAUUGUAGUAAAUAUAAAAGAGGCUCAAAAAGUGGAUCUUCACUGUGAAAAAAUGAAAUUUAUUCAUAAAGAUAACCUUAUUUGGAUGGACCUCUCUGAAUUAGGAAUAAAAGGAUUUGGCGAAAGUUGGUACCAUCUUCAAAAUGUAGCUGUUAUCUCUCUGAGUGCUAACGAAAUUGAAAAUAUAUCCAAAGAUCUUUUAAAUGAGCUACCAGUAGAUGUUCUUGAAGUGAUGCUGGAUGAAAACAAAAUUAAGAAACUACAUUCAAAAGUCAUCAAAAAUAAGCAUAUCAAAUUAUUAAAUUUAUCAAAGAACUUAAUAGGGGAAAUCGAAGAUCGAACCUUUGAACAUACUAAACUUGAAACACUCUACCUGCUACUCAAUCGCCUCGAAAAUAUGAAUUUCGUCAGAACUUUACCAUCAUCACUAAAAACUCUCAAUCUUGGUACCAACAAAUUUAAAUCGAUUCCAAGCGGUGUGUUUAGAAGUCUUUCAAAUUUGGAAGAACUUCUAUUAAGUAAAAAUCAAAUUACAACUUUGCAAGCUGAUGUUUUUUCUGGAUUAAAUUCUCUCAAAUUGCUUGAAUUGUGGUCCAAUAGAAUUUCUUAUAUUGCACCAGGUUCUUUUAGAAACUUAAGGAGUCUUAAUUCUCUAUAUUUGAGUGGUAACUCAAUUUAUUUUCUUUCUAAUGGAAUCUUAGAAAACAUGGAAGAGUUGACGGAAAUUCACUUGGAUGAGAAUAAAAUCAGGAAAAUUAGAAAAGGGACUUUUAAUCAAUUAUGCAAGUCUUUGACAAAUCUUAAUAUCGAAAGUAAUCAGCUAGAUUCUAUUGAACCUGGAAGUUUUGUCAACAUGCCAAAGCUAACAUACCUCAGUCUGCGAAACAAUUUCCUCACAGUUAUUAAAUCUGGAACUUUUAGGGGUUUGUUUUAUUUGACAGAUUUGUCGAUAAGUCAUAAUCCAAUCUCAAUUAUUGAAAAAAAUUCAUUUUCAAAUGUGUCAACUCUCCUUUAUUUUGCACUUGAUAUGACAAGUACACAUCUUAAAAAAUUAGAAACCGGGAUUUUUUCUGGGCUACCAACAUCAACAAACCUCCAGGUCGAAAAUAAUCAGAUUGAAGUAAUUAAACCUGGUGCACUUGUUGUUUAACAAAAACAAAUUAUUUUAAAUUUAAUUACAUUUGUAUUCGCAUUUGUUAGGGAUUUUGGUCCAAGGAAGAAGAAAUUUCUGAAACCGUUUCCCAAGCGCAGCCGCUUACCGCGCAAAAUAGUGAAAAUCACGAAUGGUCACCCAUACGAGGUUUAACCGUUCCCAUCCGUGCUUAACGUUUGAGACUAAAAAAAGGAUUUUUACUUUUAAAUGUACAUAUAAAAUGGUUUUUAAUUAUAAGAAGUCUUUUGCAAUGAAGUAUUUAUUUUAAAAUAUGU
Messenger RNA from Belonocnema kinseyi, 2271 nucleotides. Its product is annotated as slit homolog 1 protein-like. The transcript is spliced from 3 exons. Gene Ontology annotation, molecular function: protein binding. Bases 254 to 1993 code for a protein of 579 amino acids. NCBI's taxonomy places the organism in Eukaryota, Metazoa, Arthropoda, Insecta, Hymenoptera, Cynipidae. The record is from RefSeq and is a predicted model, not a curated record.